AUGCCAUCGAUUUUCAGCGUCUAUUGCUAUACAAUCAACGGGCUCGCUGUGUUCUUCAACAUUUUUCUGCUUCUCAUUUCGACACGAAAGAGUGUUGAAGCGAUUCGGGAGCUUCGCUAUUUCCUAUCAAACGUUGCCGUGUGCCUUGUCGUCUUUGCCGCAUGCGUCGGUUCACUUCAACCGCAAAUGGCCACGAGAGGCUCGAUGAACAUCAGAAUCAUUCAUGGACCGGCGAGAUAUCUCGCAGAAUCGUCGAUCAAGUUUCUAGCGUCCAUCGCCGUCGUCGCCUAUCUCUACAGUUCCCUCUCGUUCGCCUUGUUCUUCGUCUACCGCCUAAUGAUUCUCUCAAAUAGCUCGUUAUUCGGCCAAUACUUCAAUCGUCGAACCCUUCUAAUCGCCUUCAUCGUUCUUUUUAUAAUCUGCUGCUUCGAGGGAAUUAUCCUUUACUUUGCCGCCGUCCCCUAUAACGACCUCUAUGAGCGUCUGAAUCGGUCCAACACGAUUCUGGAGAGCUCGCAGAAUGACACCAAACCGCCACUCGCGAUUCAGUCCAGCUUAAUCUCUAAUCACACCAUUAUUGAGCCAGAGAUACGACCUUCCUUAUUUGGCGACGAUUUCAACAAGAACCCAUUGAUUCUAAUAUUUCAUGGAAGUGUGACUUUCGUCGAAAUGCUCUCGUUCGUGAUCACCCUGGUCUGCGCCCAUUUCAUGCUUAAAAUUCUUAAAAGGAAGCAGGGCGUCAUGUCUCAAGACAUGUACCUUGAAAAUGAAGCGAUCGUGCACACGGUGUUCGCGCAAGCAUUUGUGCCAUUCUUCCUCUCAACACCCAUCGCCGUCUCCACCCUAUUGGCGUAUAUCUAUGGCAACAGUUUGGUGUGGCAAGAGUACAUCCCAACGUAUCUCAUCUCGCUCGUCCCGCUCAUCACUCCGAUUCUGUCGCUCGUCUUCAUAACGCCCUACUGGAACACAAUACUUCAUUGGAUAUCCUUCGAGAAGUUCCGAAGUCAUCAAGAGGAAGCUGUUAAGAAGGCCGCCACAGCGGAUACUUGA
Messenger RNA from Caenorhabditis bovis, 1050 nucleotides. The record is from the annotation of a GenBank genome assembly. Lineage: Eukaryota; Metazoa; Nematoda; Chromadorea; Rhabditida; Rhabditidae.